UAAAACUUAACAAGAGAGCACGAAUCUGCGAGACCACGAUCCGUAACGUAACCGAGAAUAAUAAAAUUUUCCGUGAUUGUUUCUGAAAGGUCUUGAAGUAAAGUACCAGUUGGUGUUAGAAAUUUAAGUGUGUAAUAAUAACAAAUUUCGUUUGGAGUGUCCGAUAAAUAUUUUUUUGUUAAUUUGGUCUUUUUAACUGCGGUUAUAAAGACCCCGGACAGUGAUAUUUUACGUUGAAGAAAAAUAAAAAUAAGCCAAGACUAUAAGGACAGAGAGCAGAAGGAAUAUUAACAUGAGCUGCUUGAACUUCCAACAACAAUCCAAUAAUUUGUACUACGAAUUGAACAAUAAGGAAGUUUAUUUGUCAACUCAUCAGCAGUACCAGCAUCACAUUAUUCGCCGUAUUAACCACAUUUGUAUGCGAAAGGACAAGAUAAAGAAGUUUAAGACAACGUUGUUUAGAAGAAAUAUCAAAAUGCCUACUGUUGGAACAGUUUGUUGGUUGGCAGCCUAAAGGGUUAAGAUUUCAUUAGGAGCUCACGAAGAGUUCGAACAAUUCUAUUCAAAAUGGUUGCUCAAACGAUCACCCGCGCGAGUCGCAGCGACGAUACCGACAAACCCGUCAACUCUGAUAACCACAGACAUGGUUUUUUCGCAAACGAGUCAAAAGACUCCGAGCAUUUUGAAAGUGGUAGAGCUAAAUCGUUUAAAGCCAGAAAAGAACCAGAAGGCGAACGGUGCAACCGGAGUGGUUACUAUAGUAGAUACACAGCCAGGCCCGUCGCAGCCCGUGUCGCCAGCCGAGUCGCUACCCGUGUCGACAAGCAACUGCAUGGAGGAGUUUCUGAAACUGGAACCGGAGCAAUUCGAAACAAUGUAUCAAAGUUCGGACUGCGAGUUCUUCCAAGAUCUGGGCCUCUGGUGCUCCGAUCCCGCCAAGGAAGAACAAGUACUGACCAUUGAUUCACUAACAGCAGACACUAAAGCCAACAACACAGACACACUAUACACAGUAUCGUCCCCGGUCGAGCAGGCCUCGCCUGUCUCGGCCGACGGCUUCUUCAAUCACGACGGUCACUUCUACCCAGACCUCAACAAACAGACACACUUCCAGGAGCAAUUCCUGGACAUCGCCUCUUUGCCCGUCGUGAUUGGGGACGAGGGCCCGGCGGUCGCAGACUACUGGGCCCACACACACAACACAGAUUACACUGAAACAUACACCGACACACUAUUGAAGACUCCGUUUAUUGAUCAAGAGGACUCUAUGGAUUUGAAGAUAGUGCCGCUGGAGAAGCUGGAGUGGAGGAAGAGCGAGCGGCCCAAGCUGCGGCUGGACGUGGCGGCGCCGGCCUGGCCCGACCUCGCCAUCACCACGCCCGAUGUGCUCAGCUAUGUCGAGCAGCUAGAGAAGGAGAAAAGCUAUCCCAUAGAACAUAAUCUCAGCAGCGAGUGGCCGACAACGGAAGACACAACCAUGUUCGCAUCAACGGAGACCUCCAAAGCCAACAGCCCAGCACACUUAGAGUACGAGCCCAUCACACCCAAAACGGAAUCUCACAUCGAGUCGGACGACGACAUCAAGUCCGUCACGUCACGGAAGCGAAGACGCGACAGUGAAGACUCGGAUGAGACGUAUAGACCGGAGAAGAAGAGUAGCAAGAAGUACCGGAGACGCAAGCCGAGCGUGCCCAUCCAGGACAUGAUACAGGCGCUAGAGGAGUCUCGACCGGCGACCAAGGCGCGGCGCGGGAGGCCCCCCAAGCGGCGGGACAGCAACGUGUCUUCAAUAUGCAGCGCGGGGCCCUCCUCUACGCCCGACAAGUACCGCGAGGUGCGGGACAAGAACAACGAGGCGUCCAAGCGCUCGCGCAUGAACCGCAAGCUCAAGGAGCUGCAGAUGGAGCAACUGGCCCUGGACCUGGAGGAGCGCAACAAGCGGCUGCAAGUCCGCGCCGACGUGCUCGAGGACAUGACCAAGCGGCUCAAGGCCGCCCUCAUGACCGCCAUCUUGAAGCCCUGAACACCAGCCACCGAGCCAGUGAAGCGCCUAGUGUUGAAUUGAACUUGCGUAAAUGAUUUUACAAUAUACGUAAAUACACAUUUACAUGGGCAAGAUUGUUAACAGUUCGUCUAAGUAUGUUAUUUGUUACGUAAUAGUGUUGUUAUUCUUGGAUCGCGGGCGGAUGCCAUGAAUGAAAUAUUAUAAUAAGUUGACGUUUCUAAGUACUUGCCGAACUUUGUAAUUAGUUUAACUUUCCCGGAGAUGACAUUUGAUUAAUUAAUUGUAGUUUUAGACAUAAACUAAUAUACAUUAUUGGGAAUUUCUGUCUUUGCAUAGAUGAUAAAUUAAUAAUACACUUACUGGAUUAUUCCAUAUUAAUAUGUGAGGUACCCACUUAUGGGUAAAUUGUAGUGUUAAAAAUUCUGUUUACCUAUCAUAAUAUAAGCUUGACAUACAUACAAUAUAAUUGUUUAAAUUACUUAGUUGUAGGUAAACGGACUUAGAUAUUUGCAUGGUAUUGAUUAAAUAGCACGUUUUCUUUAUUUUGAAAUAAAAUUCGCAUCUU
Molecule: messenger RNA, 2570 nt
Organism: Plutella xylostella (diamondback moth)
Lineage: Eukaryota; Metazoa; Arthropoda; Insecta; Lepidoptera; Plutellidae
Gene: Cbz
Product: chorion b-ZIP transcription factor
Biological process (GO): regulation of DNA-templated transcription
Molecular function (GO): DNA-binding transcription factor activity
Source: RefSeq, a predicted model, not a curated record